UUUCCUACUUUUCCUUCGCUCGUUCCUUGACUUCCUUUCUCUUUUCUUCCUUGUAUCCCUCCACCCCUCCACCUUCUAUCUUUGUUCAUAAUCGCAUACAUUCCCAUUCCACUCUACACCUUUCCUACCCCUCCAAGUAAAUCUGCACACAGCUGGAUCAACAAUGGCCUCAAAACGUAAACGCAACUCGGCCGCCUCUACAGCCGAUCCCGCUGCCACACUCUCCUUCACACAUUCAGCAGAAAACACGCCACCGACCACGAAGGAGCCCCGUGUCUCACAGACCAGUUCAGCCGUCAGUAGCCAAGGCGAACAUGACGACGAGCAGGACAAGGAUGAGGAAGGCGGUGAUAUCAGUGACUCUCAAGAUAUUCCCCGUCGCGACAGCAGCAGCAGCGACAGCAGUGCCAGCGCAACACCCAUGUACAGUUAUCCGAUCAACCCGCCUCCGGUGGGUCGACCUGUGAGGAUCUACUGUGAUGGAAUUUAUGAUCUGUUUCAUUUCGGACAUGCCAAGGCACUGGAGCAGGCCAAGAAGGCGUUUCCAGAUGUCUAUCUGAUGGUUGGAGUCUGUGAUGAUAUUCAGACCCACCGUCGCAAGGGCAAGACGGUGAUGACGGAUAAGGAGCGCUACGAAAGUCUUCGCCACUGCAAGUGGGUUGAUGAGGUGAUCGAAGCUGCGCCCUGGAUUGUGGAUCAGGCCUUCCUGGACGAGCACAAGAUCGAUUAUGUAGCACACGAUGACAUUCCAUACAAAUCUCUCGACAGCGACGAUGUCUAUGCGUUUGUCAAGAAGAGUGGCCAUUUCCUUCCGACGCAGCGUACAGAAGGCGUGUCGACUUCAGAUUUGAUUACACGCAUUGUCAAGGACUAUGACCAAUACCUGCGACGUAACCUCGAGCGUGGUGUCCCAGCUAAAGAACUGGGCAUUGGAUUCUUCAAGGAGCAAGAGGUCAAGCUGAAGAAAUCGGCACAGGACCUCCGAAGCUCGAUCCGUCAGAACUGGACUGGCACCAAGGACGAUCUCAAGAGUGAAAUUGCGGUUCUCCGAAGCGAUCUACGACAGAUCAUGAACAUCUGGGAGGACAAGUCGCACGAUUUCGUCCGGGACACCUUUGGGGUUGAUUCCGUGGUCAACAAGAUCUUUAGCAGCAGACGUCGCAGGAACGGGGCGUCCUCAAGAUUGGUCACAGACACUGGCGGUGAUAGUCCCAAUACAGACGAAGGAUUGUCAUCGAGAACUGAUUCGCGGGAUGUUUCUGAUUCGGAGGAAGGAUAUGGCCGACAGGGAUCGCUUUGGAAGCAGCAAAAUGCAAGUCGUUCACAGAGUGAAGGGCUGGAUCUUUCAGAAGACAAGAGUCCUCUGCCAGCCUUGUGAAAGUAACAACAGUAGUUUGCAGCAGUCGAGCAGCUUCUGAAGACGGAGAGGGUUAUUGUUUUCUGGAGCAAUUCAAGAAUUAGUUGUUGG
Molecule: messenger RNA, 1468 nt
Organism: Gamsiella multidivaricata
Lineage: Eukaryota; Fungi; Mortierellomycota; Mortierellomycetes; Mortierellales; Mortierellaceae
Exons: 4
Coding region: 164-1378 (404 amino acids)
Biological process (GO): CDP-choline pathway
Cellular component (GO): nuclear envelope
Molecular function (GO): phosphatidylcholine binding; choline-phosphate cytidylyltransferase activity
Source: RefSeq, a predicted model, not a curated record